AUGCUUGAAAGUGCUAUCAAGUAUCGGAAGGCUUUUGAGUAUUUGAAGACAACCGAUCAUGCUUAUAAGUAUUGUCCUUCGGUUGAUGAAUGGGGGAGAGCUGAAAAGAUAUGUGAAUUUUUAUAUCCCUUUUAUGAAACUACUAAUUUGAUUUCUGGCACAUCUUAUCCUACUUCAAAUUUGUAUUUUCUACAAGUCUAUCAUAUUCAAUGUGUUUUGAUGGGAAGUUUGAGAAGUGAAGAUGAGCUUAUAAGGAGCAUGGGAGAAAAGAUGAUGAACAAAUUUAAGAAGUAUUGGGAAAAGUAUAGUAUCAUUCUUGUAUUUGGUGCUAUUCUUGAUCCUAGACUUAAGAUUUCUACUUUAGAGCUUAUGUAUGAAGAGAUUGAUGUUGAGACUGCAAAAGGGAAGGUGGAACAUGUGAAAAAGAAAUUAUAUAAGCUUUUUGAAAAAUAUGACAAGAAUUCUCUUCCAACUGUUCAAGCACAAGGACCUAGUAAUCAAUCUUCAUCCAUGACUCAUACCCCUGAAAGUGCAAGCAAGAAACGACUUGCGAUUGUUGGUAAAUUGAUGAAACGUAACCAUCAAGCUGAGGUCUCUAGUGGAAAGAAUCCACUUGAUACAUACUUGGAGGAGCCACUUUUGUCAAAGGAUUGCUUUGAAGAUUUAGAUGUUUUGGAAUGGUGGAAAUUAUAUGAGAGUCGUUAUCCGAAGUUAUCAAUCAUGGCACAUGACUUAUUGAGUAUUCUAAUUACUAAAGUUGCAUCAGAAUCUGCCUUUAGUAUUGGAGCUCAUCUCAUUAACAAAUAUAGAAGUCGAAUGUUGCCAGAAAAUGUUGAGGCUGUGAUUUGUACUCGCAAUUGGAAUAAAGGCUUUGUUGAUGGUGAAGGCGAAGGUGAAUAUGUGAAUCCUCAAGGUGCUAGGCAAGGCGGUGUUUCAACUUCUGGAUCAGAUUCAAAUUUUGUUGAUUUAGAAUCUGGUCCGGAUGAUCACGUCUUGGGUAAGGUAAAUGUUACAAGGGUCUGGCAGUACAGAGACACUAAACCGUGUGACACGCAGGAGUCCAUUGAACGAUUCCACUAUAAAGUUAGGGGUAGCCAGUCUGGCACAUCUACAGAUAAUUGUGUCGUGCAUCACGAUACAACUGUAAAGAGAUGGAUGGGUCACUCAUUCUACUUUUUGUUUGGGUGUGAGAGCGUAUUCCAUUCCUGGGGCCUAUUCCCCGCAAUGAGCUCAUCGAUGUGGAGUCAUUGGUGCCAGCUAACAAGAUAUACACGAAGGUCUACGGUGCAGUUUAGGCGUCAACUCAAUUAUAUGGGAGACAAUGAUUUUAUAUGGCGAGGCUGUAUAUGGCAGUGGUGGUUCCAGAUGAUCUCGUCGUAA
Molecule: messenger RNA, 1380 nt
Organism: Arachis stenosperma
Lineage: Eukaryota; Viridiplantae; Streptophyta; Magnoliopsida; Fabales; Fabaceae
Product: zinc finger BED domain-containing protein RICESLEEPER 1-like
Exons: 7
Coding region: 1-1380 (459 amino acids)
Molecular function (GO): protein dimerization activity; DNA binding
Source: RefSeq, a predicted model, not a curated record